UCUCUCUCUCUCUCUCAAAAAUCGUAAAUACGCAAAAGAACCGCACCGCCCUCAUCCACCAUUUAUAGAGAUGACAUUCAAAUUAAGCUCCAGACUCCUCUAUUUCGACUAGUCAAGAACACUGAACGAGGCGGUCUCCAUCGUUUACCACAGUUUUAACCUUUAAAGCUCGCCCAACCUAUGGACGACUCCGCCCCCACUCUGCACCUUCCCCAAGACACCGACUCUCCUAUCCCCCCCUUUUCAUCCAUCACAGACAACACCAAAAGCAGUGAUGGAACCACCACCACCAGUGCUGAUAACAGUAACUGCACAAACAGCUCAAGCAGUACCAGUCGGAGGUGCAAGGGUAAAGGAGGGCCCGACAACAACAAGUUCAGGUACCGCGGAGUGAGGCAGCGGAGUUGGGGAAAAUGGGUGGCCGAGAUCCGAGAGCCACGCAAGCGAAGCCGCAAGUGGCUGGGAACCUUCGCCACCGCGGAGGACGCCGCGCGCGCCUAUGAUCGCGCCGCCAUUAUUCUCUACGGCUCUAGGGCUCAGCUCAACCUCCAGCCGUCGGGGGGCUCCACAUCCCAGUCGUCCGCAUCCACCCGUGGCGGUUCUUCUUCGUCCUCGACUCAAACCCUCCGCCCUCUGCUUCCUCGCCCCUCUGGAUUUGGCUUCACCUUCUCUUCUACGCCUUCAACACUUCCAACGAUGUCUUCGUCGGGUAUUGUACCCUAUGGGAUCUACCCUAGUGGUAGUCCGUCGAUACUGAGCCUUAACAAUAUGGUACAAAAUCCUCAACAAAUGGUCCAACAGUAUCAGUAUCAUCAGUCUUGUGAUGGGACUGUUGGUGAUGGAGUUGACCGUGCGGCAACAACAACCUCGUAUCAAAACCCUUGUCAUCAACACAGCUAUCAGCAGCAACAUCAGAAUUAUUUGUACAAUGAUAUUAACUCGCUUGUGGGCUCGGUGGAUUCAAGCUUGUCUCUUUCUAAGCAGCCCGUGGUUGCACCGGUGGCUCCAGAUCCGGUUGGGGCAGUCGGACCUGGAUCUCCAUCUGUGUGGCCGCUGACGAAUGACGAAGUGUAUGCACCCAACCUUUGGGACUAUGGUGAUCCUGAGUACGAUAAUCCUUUCUUGUUUGAUAAUUUUUAAGUCCUGAUCGAUGGUGGGUCUGCAUAUUUUUGCUCGGUUUCAUUAAACGUUUAGACACACUGGCUUGCAUGCAAUUAGUUUUCGAUCGAGGCGUUAUUGCUCCUGCACUUUCUCCUAUAAUUCAGUAUGGAUCUCUUUAAAUUAAUAGUUUAGUGGAACUAAUAUUCUGCAACAGUACUUGUUGAAACUGCGUUUUAUUGGCGAUGGGAUAUAAUAGUACCCCUUUCGAUUUGAGAUUGAUGUCGAUGUUGAAGAUGAAUAUGGUAGGACUGCCCAAGGGAUUGAAGUGCAUGCGGGGUGAGAACUAACUACGGUAAAAAGCCAUGGGCCGCAAGCGAUCAAGAGCCAACUAUCUUACUAUCUGUGGCUAGCUUGUUUCGUUGAUCUCCAUAAGGGUGGAAGAGAUCCACAGGUAUGUAUGAUUGCUUGUAUGAUGUAAUGAAAUUUUAGUUAUGGAGGUUUUCAGAUAGGAAUAUUUUUCGUUCUAGCUAAGUUUAAAGGGCUGCUGGGUAUGUACUUUAAUUGGCAUUUAAAGAGAGCAUAUUAUUCAGUAAAAUUAUAUUUUUUU
Molecule: messenger RNA, 1708 nt
Organism: Juglans regia (Persian walnut)
Lineage: Eukaryota; Viridiplantae; Streptophyta; Magnoliopsida; Fagales; Juglandaceae
Product: ethylene-responsive transcription factor ABI4
Exons: 1
Coding region: 181-1140 (319 amino acids)
Biological process (GO): positive regulation of DNA-templated transcription; response to stress
Cellular component (GO): nucleus
Molecular function (GO): DNA-binding transcription factor activity; transcription cis-regulatory region binding
Source: RefSeq, a predicted model, not a curated record